AGGCGUCGGCGGAAGUGACGCACUUGUUGCUGCGGUGACGGGCUUGCCUUGGUGGUGGUCGGUCGGUCGGUUUCGUUCAUUUCGUUUCGCCUUUUAGCACAAUCAUUAUGUCCGGCGGCGGUGGAGAGUUUGGAAAUCCCUUGCGCAAGUUUAAGCUUGUCUUCCUGGGCGAACAGAGCGUUGGAAAGACAUCGCUGAUAACCAGAUUUAUGUAUGACAGUUUUGACAAUACUUACCAGGCAACAAUUGGAAUUGAUUUUCUGUCGAAAACAAUGUAUUUGGAAGAUCGGACGAUCAGACUCCAGCUGUGGGACACUGCAGGCCAGGAACGAUUCCGCAGCCUCAUUCCCAGCUACAUCCGUGACUCGGCUGCUGCUGUUGUAGUGUUUGAUAUUACAAAUUUGAACUCUUUCCAACAGACUUCAAAAUGGAUUGAUGAUGUACGGACAGAAAGGGGAAGCGAUGUCAUCAUUAUGUUAGUUGGGAAUAAAACUGAUCUGGCAGAUAAAAGGCAGGUUUCCAUGGAAGAAGGUGAGAGGAAAGCCAGGGAGCUGAACGUAAUGUACAUUGAAACCAGUGCUAAAGCAGGAUAUAAUGUCAAGCAGCUUUUCCGACGUGUAGCUGCUGCUCUCCCUGGUAUGGACAAUGCACCUGAAAAGAGCAAAGAAGACAUGAUUGAUAUCAAGCUAGAGAAACCACCUGAACCGCCAAUCAAUGAGGGUGGCUGCUCCUGCUAAUGCUGGCACAAUCAAACUGUUCCUUAUUGGCCAGCAUCACCAAUUGCAUUACAGUCAUUGACUAGCCACCUUGCUCCCUCUUGAUGGUGUGCUGGCUCGGUAAUGUGUGAGCGUGCUGCUGCCGAGGUGUCAAGCACACCAGGAGCUUCAUUCAGAAAAUUCAAUUUCAUUUCCUUCAGCUGCAUGGUUUAUUUAAGAUCUGAGAUCGAGUUUGAUUUUAUGUUAUGUAUUGCACUCACUGAGCGAUGCAGUCCUCUACAUUGUACAGAAAUGUGUGCACGAUGUAAAAUGUUUGUGUGAAUAUGCAAAGAUGUUGCUGUAUCAGAUUUUCAAAAAAGGAAAAAAUGUCUGUGAUGAAGUCCUGAUGUGAGUAUGAGCUGAGGUGCUGAUGUUGGUUUGACCAGAGAGAAUGCUUUUAUCAUGGGGGUAGGGUAUGGAAGCAACAGACGUGUUCCGCAAGACUCUUGGUGUCUGAUUUAGAAUGCUGCCUUGGGUGAUUUGUAAUUGAUUGGAGUAGCCUUGCUACAAUCCAGUGGCAGAACAGGCUUGAUUUUUCUAUCAUUAAGCGAAGUUGCAAUGCUGCAAUAAUUACUUGACCUCCUCUGAAUAUAUCUCGUGGCUUAUCAGCUUAUGCGCACAAGCAUAUGGAGUUCAAGUGCAGAAGAGGAAUGCAGUGAUGAGAUAACUGCUCAGCUAAAAUUUUCAAGUCUUUGGUGAAGUAAAGAUUUUCCUCUGAUUAGCCACUCAGUCUCCUUCCAGAGGAGGCAGUGAUUAUGGCUUUUGGUACCCUUAAAAUAACUGAAGAUCAUGCUUUAUAAAUUAAAUUUGUGACAUGGGAUGAGGUGGUUGAACAAUAGAGGCAUCUCUUACUGCUGUUUCCUUAAUCUACUUGGUCAAUAUCCUAAUAAGGAGCAUUCUUUUUCAAAUGGCCCCAAUAAGUUUCAUUUUCAAAAUUAGUGAUUUUGUAUUCUAAGCUAAAAUCCAUUUCCUAGACAGACUAAAUAAAAAUCACUAAAUAUUAAGAAAUGUUUGAGUUUUCUGUGAAGGGAUACUUGAAUUUUAUUUGUUGAUCAAAAUGUCCAAGUAACUAGAGUGCUUGAUUGCAAUUUUCUGUAUUGAGCCCACACUGCUGUUUGAGACUAAAGAGUCUUUCUGAAUAGCUUUGCUAUAGUUGAAAGGAUGUUUUGGUGCAAGAUCAGUAAUUAAAUAGAAUCAAUAUUACUUGAAUGAACAGCUUUGUACAUCAUUUUGUGAAUUAACAGUUUACUGGAAAACAUUCUCCAGAUGAGCCACAGUUUAUAGAGUUGUGUAUAGAUUCUGCACAGCUUCUGUACUUGUAAUACCAAAAGGCAGUAAUAUGUAACUAUUGUUUUGGAUUUAGGAGGGACUAAUAUUGGUUGUUUGAGAUCUGUCCAUUUAUAGCAAGUUCAAUUUGACAGCAAUGUAUUUAUGUGAAUGCCUGAAUUUGGAAUCCUUUUAAUGGGAUAAGUGAACUCUUAAAUGGACUUGCUAUGGACAAUACUUUGAUGUAUUUACAGUUUUAAACUAACCUUAAAUCACAACUAUUGGCUUACUUACCAUAUAAAAUUGUGUGUGGUAAACUCUUGAUGUGCCCACAGUCCUUCCACUAUAAAUAUUCCUCAUGUGAUGCUGUGCAUAAGGUCACUACAUGUUGAUAUGGUGAAUUAGAGCUAAUUUAGCAUUUUAUAUCAGACCUACCAGAGGUGCAGAUUACAGAUUCUGGCCAAUAUUCUUUCUUCACCUGAACUGCUGUUUAUUGCAGAAUUUUUAACCAAAUGGGAAGACAUUAAAAUGUGAUGGUUGGUUUUAACUCAUUGGCAGACUUGAAAUUAACCUAGUUUUGGUAAACAUUUUUAUACCUGUAACUAGAGCAUGUGAUUAGUAUUGUCCCCUUUCAUAAUAUUUAGCAACUGAUAAUUAAAGCAGAGAUUUUUGGUUCCAGAAAUCCUCAUUUCUGUUUAGAAAUUGACUGGAAUGGAAGAAAAUGUUAAUAAAUAACUGGAUGAAAGAAUGAAUCAUAAAUAGUUGGGAUGUAGGAUUCUGGAAGUAGUGAUGUGUUUUGCUCAAACAUUGUUACAGGAUCCUUCAAAACAAUCACAACAUCUCUAAAAUAUAGCAGUGAAUUACUGUGUCACUUGAAAUUUGCAUCUCUAAUCACACUUAAAAUGAGCGACCUGCCCUUAUUUGGAAGGAUAGGAACACAAGUUAGAGGAUUGAUUUUGUUACUCAGUGAAAUACUCCAUUUGAACUUUACCGUGUCUAGUCAGCUUCAUUUGAUAGUGAUGGUAUGCAAGAUUGAAGUUGCAACUAAUGUACAAAAUGCAGCUUUCCUAUUUGUCAUGACAAUGAUUGUUGGUCUUCUAAUGCAGCCUGUGGAGGCCAGUGAUGAAGGACAUUUUCUUGAAUAAUUUGAGAACAGCCUAUAACAAUGGAAAGUAUCUGCAGGCAAGUACCUGAGCAUCCUCCAUCAGUUGUGUAUUUUUUGAAUAUUUAGAACAGUUGUCUUUUUGUUGUAAAUACUUAACAAUUGUAAUGUUCUCAUGUCUGUGUAUGCAUUUGCCAGUUUAAAAUCUUUGGAAAGGCAGUAAGACACUAACCCACUCUUCUCUACUGAAGUUUAUGCCCUUAUCACUUAGAUUAGCUCAGCCUGUGUACCUGUGUCUGAAGUCUUUUGCAAAGGUAAAUGUCACGUCACCCAAACAGUUCACCGACACCAACUGUGUAAUUUAAAAAAACUAUUUAUGUCUUCAUAUUUCCUGUAAUAAAAGUGGUCUCAUUACAGCUAGUUAUUAGAUUAUUUGUAUUAAGGUACCACCUGUUGUAAAGUAACAUCCUUGUAUCACACAAUAAAAUGAGCCAUUUCACCA
Molecule: messenger RNA, 3625 nt
Organism: Pristis pectinata (smalltooth sawfish)
Lineage: Eukaryota; Metazoa; Chordata; Chondrichthyes; Rhinopristiformes; Pristidae
Gene: rab41
Product: RAB41, member RAS oncogene family
Exons: 8
Coding region: 108-737 (209 amino acids)
Molecular function (GO): GTPase activity; GTP binding
Source: RefSeq, a predicted model, not a curated record